Molecule: messenger RNA, 906 nt
Organism: Zychaea mexicana
Lineage: Eukaryota; Fungi; Mucoromycota; Mucoromycetes; Mucorales; Lichtheimiaceae
Product: short-chain dehydrogenase/reductase SDR
Exons: 4
Coding region: 1-906 (301 amino acids)
Molecular function (GO): oxidoreductase activity
Source: RefSeq, a predicted model, not a curated record
AUGGCACAGAACGUUUCGCAAGUUUCCGAUCCCCCGAAGCAAGGACCUCAGUCGCAACCUGGGUUGCAGACCGAGAUGACCCCACAUCCUAUCAACUAUGAUAUGGUGGGCGGCGAAGGACACUUGGAACCAUACAAGGCUGGUGGAAAAUUGCAGGGUAAAAAAGCGUUGAUCACAGGUGGCGAUUCUGGCAUUGGUCGCUCGGUUGCCUUCUUAUAUGCCAAAGAAGGCGCUGAUGGCAUUACCAUUUUUUAUCAUCCUCGUGAAGAAAAGGACGCAGCAGACACGAAGAAGGACGUGGAGGGCAGCAACGCAAAGUGCAAGGUGCUCACAGUAUCUCUGGAUGUUGGUGAGGUUGAGCUGGUCAAAAAGGGUAUCCAGCAGCACGUCGACAAGUUUGGGCAGAUUGAUAUCCUUGUGAACAAUGCUGCCGAACAGCAUGUCGUCCCAUCUAUUGAAGAUCUGCCUGAGGAGCAGAUUGAGCGAACCUUUAAAACUAACAUUUUCGGCCAAUUUUAUGUAACCAAAUAUGCACUUCCACAUAUGAAGCCUGGUUCUGCAAUCAUUAACACAACGUCCGUAACGGCAUAUCGUGGAUCUGCCACACUGUUGGAUUACUCUUCAACCAAAGGUGCAAUUUUGGCUUUUACUCGCUCACUAUCACAGCAGCUUGUAUCCAAGCAAAUUCGAGUCAAUGGUGUCGCACCUGGCCCUAUCUGGACACCGCUGAUUCCCGCCUCGUUCCCACCUGAGAAGAUUGAAACAUUCGGCAAACAAGUGCCUAUGGAGCGUGCGGGACAACCAAGUGAAGUGGCUACAGCAUAUGUCUUUUUAGCAUCGCCCGAUUCUAGCUACUAUACUGGGCAAGUCUUCCACCCCAAUGGCGGUUCCGUUCUCAACACAUAG